Molecule: messenger RNA, 2928 nt
Organism: Daktulosphaira vitifoliae (grape phylloxera)
Lineage: Eukaryota; Metazoa; Arthropoda; Insecta; Hemiptera; Phylloxeridae
Gene: Cog1
Product: conserved oligomeric Golgi complex subunit 1
Exons: 15
Coding region: 426-2723 (765 amino acids)
Biological process (GO): intra-Golgi vesicle-mediated transport
Cellular component (GO): COG complex; Golgi apparatus
Source: RefSeq, a predicted model, not a curated record
AAUGAAUUUAAAGUAUACGAAUCUCUCUCUAUAUAAUAAAAUUCUUAACUAUAAUUGUAAAUCUUUCAAUCUCAUAGUAAACUCUAUCCUAAAUAGAAAUUUUAGUACGAAGCUGUAAUAAAUAAAAUAAAAAAUGAAUUGUAAAAAUUUCCGCGAGGUAAUUUUUUUAAAUUUUAAUUGGAGGUCUGAUAACUUGUAGUAGAAGUCCCAUUUUGCGGUGUUUAACUGAUAAAAAUAUAAAGCUAUUUGUAUAAAUUUCAUAUUGCAACAUAGUAUUUAUAAUGUUCUGUGAUACUAUCAAAGUAAAAUUCAACAUCUUAAUUUUUUAUUCUGACCUUUAAUUGUUUUGAAUAAGAUGUAUUAUAUAUUUUUAAAAUUGAUUGAAAAAUAAUUGUCUAAAAUUACUUAAUCUAUCAAUUUUUAAAAUGGAUACAAAGCUACCAACUAAAAAUGCUGAUGAAUUUGCCGAUGAACUUUUUGAAACAUGUAGCUUGGCAGAAAUUGAGAAUUUACAAAAUAAAUUAAAAAAGGAUGUUGAACGGAAAGCAGACCAGUUAAAAUCUUUGGUUAGUGAAAAGUAUAGAGAUCUCAUUGAUGCUGCUGAUACUAUUAGCAAAAUGUCUACAAUAGUAUGUGAUAUUGGAUGUAUUGUUGAUGAUAUUAUGAAGACAAAAAAAAUAAAUCAUAUUAUUACAACUGAGAGCCAAGAUAAGACAUUAGAUGAAUUUGCUGUUUUGACCAGACUUUUAAUAGACAUAUCUGAACAAAUAUGGGAUAAUUUAGAUAAAAAAAACUAUUUAACUGCAACAGAAUUGUUUAAGUUUUCUUCGUUCAUUAAAAAAUGUCUUGAUAACUUUGUCACCAAUGGCUUUAAUAGAGCUAUACCUUUUAUUGAACAAAUAUGGUCAAAUCUUUCACAUUUUAAAUCAACAAUAACUGAAAAGGUUAAAUUAGAAUUGUCUAAUCCAAUUAUACCUGAGGAUGCAGCAUAUUGUUUCAUAAGUUUAUCUAUGUUGGAAAAUUUAAAUGUUCAAUCAUUACUUAAAGAAUUUAUUGUUUUACGUUCAAAUAUGUUACAACAUAUAUUAUUAAAUGGAUGUUCAACAGAUAAGAGUAUUGAAAGUAGUGCUCAUUUAAUUAUCAACACAAUAUACAAUUUAUUCAUGUGUUUUACAAAUAACAAUCAAAGUCAUGAUGAUAGUGGAAUUGUCUAUUUAAAGAUUAAAAAUAUUUUUAAAAAUGACAAAAAUAUAUUAUCUUUAGUGAAUUUGGAUUACUCUCUAAAAUUUGGUCUUAUUCAUUUACCUAAAUAUGUUCAAGAAUUUAGGAUUGAUUAUAUAUUGUUAAAUAAUGAUGUUUGCCUAGAUUACAUUACAAAUAUUAUAAACAACUGGCUUGAAUGGUCUAGACCAUUUGUUUGUACAAAAGUGUCAGAUAUAUUAAAACAAGAUACAUCAUUGGAAACUCUUUGUCAUCUUAAUAAAUAUUCUAUUGAAUAUCCUCAAUAUUGGACUACUAUAACAGAGAAUAUAAAAGGAUGUGAAUCAAAUUUAUGGUCUGAGUUAUACUGUCCCAUAUUUUCUCAAAGAACUAAGGAUUUAUUAAGUAAACAAUGGGAAGAUAACUUUUCUGCAAUAGUUUCUGAUAUCAACAACUAUUUGAUAAAAUCUGAAGAAACACCUUUAAGAGAGAAUAUAUUCUUCGAUACAAAUGAAUACAUAGAAACACGUUCUAUUGGAUGUUCUGAUAAAUCAGCAGAUCUUUGCAAAUGUUUUGAAAAUAGAAUUUUUUCACUUACCAAUAUGUUAAAUAAAUACUAUCCAGAAGAUGAAGAUCCAUGGGAAUUUCAUAAUCAUCAAGGGUUUUGUUGUAAUAAACUUAUUAAAAAUUUAGUUGAUUACCUUCUUAAUGUUGUUGAGGAAAAUAAACUGUCAGAAGAUAAUAUGUUAUUAAUUGCUAGGUUUUCAUGGUACAUUCCUAUGCUAUGUCCAAAAUUAAAACACUGUUUAGUCUCAUCUUAUUCCCAGUUUAACUUUUGGAUAUCAUCAAAAGAUUCAAUUCAAAAUGCUUCUAUCAUAGCUUGGAACAAGUGGAGUGAUAUUGUUGUUGAUAGAAUAUUUGUUGGUCUUCAAGGACAUUUUUUACCAAUUACUCUGGGAGAACAAUUAUCAACAAUUCCUAAAUGGGAAACUAUUGACAUAGAAGUGGAAAAGGAAAGUGGUGAACUUAUAAUAUCAAAAUUAUAUAUACCUAAUCAACCUUCAUUUCCAUUGCAAAAAAUUAUUUUUGGCAUAAUAACCCACAUAGCAGUUAUAUUGCCUCCCAGGCUUAUUCAUGAAAAUUUGAUUUCUUCUUGUAUUAAUUGGAUAUUAGAAGAAUACAAAAGUAAUUUUGAAGUUGAAACAUCAUUGAAAUCAAAAUAUCAAAUUCAAAAAUUAUUUGAUCUUAAGUACAUCAGUAUGCUUUUUAUAAGCGUUGAAAAUGAAGCAUUGUCUUCUAAAUGUUCUCAAAUUAUUGUCGAUAUUGAAAAUCAAAUUGAUCCUAUAAAUUUAGAUGCAAUAAAUGAGUAUAUUGUAAAAAAUGUAAAACGAGCUGUAACUACAACAAAGUGUAUUUUUGGCACUUCCCUACCUAGUCAAUCGGCAAUAGAAUUUUCUGAUGAAGCAAACAACAUGAUGUUCAGCACCUAUAGGUUUAAAUUAUUUUUGGUUACAGAUACAUAAUGGAUAUUCUAAGAACUAUUUUGAUUUUAUUCCAAGGAAAAAAUAUUUAACAAAUUUUAUAAAAAUAAUUGCUGAAAUAUAUUAUUAAAUUAUAUUAUCUUUUAUAAAAAUAUAAUUUUAAAUAAUAAAUAAAAAAUUUUUAUCACCGAAUGUAUUUAUCUUUAAAAAUUUAUAUAACAAGCAUAAACUUUAAUUUUAAUGACUU